AUGGGUGUUAUCAAAUCCCUAACCGUCGCUCUCGCGGCCUUGCCACUCAGUAUCGCAACGCAGACUUUCCAAAAUGGCGGCACUAAAGCUGGAUUCGACUAUGUACUCACAGAGAACAAAGGUCAAGUCCUUGAGGUGUCAGACAUCACAUAUAAAGGCACUUCGGCUCUCCUAAUGCAACAAACCUUUACGCCUGGUUACCAAGGUCGAUACCACUCUGAGGUUUAUCACAACCAGGGAUAUAAGCGUGGCGAUGAGUUAUUCUAUGGUUUCAUGUUCCGUUUAUCUUCAUCUUGGGAGUUUGAUAAGCAAUCAUACAACAUUGCUCAGUUUAUUGCCGAUCGACCCGGUGCAGGUUGUGAUGGCGAUGAUUGGAUGCCAUCGUCACUCAUUUGGUUAGAGGGUAACCAGCUCAACUCCCGAAUUGUCAGCGGCAACUACCGCCAACCAGACUGCAGUCGUAGCUUCACCGGCACGGGAAACAUUGCGACAGUAUCCGCCGGCGUCUGGCAUAAAGUCAUCAUUCAAGCCAAAUGGGCCAGCGACAGUUCGGGCUAUUACAAGAUGUGGUUCGAUAACAACAAGGUCUAUGAGCACUAUAAUAUUGCAACAACAACCAAUGAUGACUACGAAUUUGCGUUCCGUGUUGGUCUUUACGCCAACGGCUGGCAUGAUGAUAACCACUCAAUGGUCGGCAACCAGGGUUUCCGUCAAAUCUGGUAUGACGAGGUUGCUGUUGGUACCACUUUCAAGGAUGUGGACCCUGAUCAGUACGAAUAA
This is a messenger RNA of Trichoderma virens Gv29-8, 780 nucleotides long. RefSeq lists its product as uncharacterized. The coding region runs from base 1 to 780 and encodes 259 amino acids. The record is from RefSeq and is a predicted model, not a curated record. NCBI's taxonomy places the organism in Eukaryota, Fungi, Ascomycota, Sordariomycetes, Hypocreales, Hypocreaceae. The transcript has a single exon.